CAAAUCGACCAACUCCUGUUAUUUUCAGCCUCAAAUCCUGCCCGCACACGCAAUUCGAGCUCUGUAACGGCUCAACUUCCAUCAAACAGGUUUAACCCGUGGCCAACCUGGUGAGUGGAGUCCAACAGAUCGUGCUGGAUCAUGGAGAUCCAUUCAGUCCUCCCCGAGGAACGCGCGAGGGAUCAAAAGGGUGACACUCUACCUUGGGGCUAUCGGUAUGCAGAUUCCGCCCGCAACGCCCGCCAACCCGAAGAAACCGGCCCAUUCGGACGCAACCGUAGUCUACGCACGACCGGGUCUCGCACACCUCGCGCACGAACCGGAACGACGCCCGUCCGACAAAAGGAAAACACCGCAGUCGCCGAGUUCGGCCGGCUCUUUGCCAAAGAACAAGCGAAAGAGGAGGAGCACCCCAAGACCACCACAUCCAUCACACCGUCCGGCGACACCGCGCCAGUCGAACCUGAGUCCAUACCCACGGAAUGUCUACUCUACGGCUACGCAGGCAAAUCUUCCGAGUGGAAAGUCCUGAGCAAAUUCGAAUCCAUCGUCACACCAGGGUUUAUCUGCGAGGACUACCCGCGCGAAGACCCAAAUCUGUUUCUCUCGUCGAAUUCACCGCUCGGGCUAACGAGAUCCUCCGUCGUGGUCCGCGAGAAUUUGUCCAGAGAAGCGAUUCGCAAGAGCCGGAUUUACAGCGGUGGAGUACACUGGAUUAAAGUCACAUUCGACAGUUACCAGGCUGCGGAGCGGGCGUGCUUUUACAGUCCGCUCGAGAUCGACGGAUACAUGGUGCACUGCGAGAUGUGGCAGGGACGAGGACCAGCGGCGGAUGUUGCGUUGCCCAAGGGGCCGGUGGGGCAAGAAAAUUUGACGUCAGGUCUAUUGUCAGCCGGGGACAGUGGAAGGAAAGGCAAGGCGAGGACACUCAGCGCGGCAACCGGCGCGGGCAAAGAUUCUGCGAUCGCGGGAUUCGAGAGAGCGCUACAGACGCUGCCGAGAGGACAUACGAUGCCGGAUGGACAAUAUGGGCAGCCCGAGGAUGAAGAAUCAAUCACAUCGACGACCGCGUCUUCUGCAACGGCGACGGCGAUGGAGACCGAGCCUCUACUAUCACAGCAAUCUACGGGUGCGGGCGGUUUGCGCUCGCGCUCUGUGCCGAAUCUGCCGAGCCACGAGAUCACAGUCCAACAGCCGAGUCGAUCAGAGUACAUGACGCAUAUAAAAGUGAAAAAGGCGGUGCUGAGGCCAGUUUCUGAGGCGCUGCCGCCGCAGCCGACGUUCGCUGAACGGGCUGUCAGGAGCAUACCCGGUGUGCGGUUGGUGGUGGGCAGUGGGACGAAGCAGGGUGGAGGAUCGGGGACGGGGACCGGGACCGGGACGACUGGAGGCUUUGUUGGAGAAGAAGGGCCGUUGGUCAAGGAUGACGGGACAUGGGAUCCGGCUAAUGGCUGGUACUGGUCCUUUUGGCAUCGUAUUGACGACUGUUUGGGGACAGACUUUUGUGGCAUCAAGGAUGAUUGAUUUGGGAUGCUGGGGGUUAAUCAAAACGGGUGGGCGGCUUGCGGAGGGAGGUAGCCUCUGCAUUCAGCGAGAUGAUGGGGUUGUUUCAUGCACUCGUGAGGCUUAGAAAAAGCAACGGCGUCAAGGAAUAUACACAUAUACAGCACUGCGGCAUAGUCAUACGCGGUGCAUACUAUGAGUGAGGUCGGAAGCCUUCAACAGUUCAA
This is a messenger RNA of Exophiala xenobiotica, 1730 nucleotides long. RefSeq lists its product as uncharacterized. The coding region runs from base 142 to 1524 and encodes 460 amino acids. The record is from RefSeq and is a predicted model, not a curated record. The transcript is spliced from 2 exons. NCBI's taxonomy places the organism in Eukaryota, Fungi, Ascomycota, Eurotiomycetes, Chaetothyriales, Herpotrichiellaceae.